GAUUAUUCCAGCCCCACGAAACCCCCGAGGAAUGGGACCUAAUCAACUUCAUAGUGGGAGCUAUAACCAGGGCAGUGGAGUUACAGAGGGGCAAGAGAGCCUGGAAUAUGCCUGCGGAGCGGAUAGAAUUGAUGGACGAGCCAUUUGAGGAUAUCUGCUAAGAUAGAUCGGUAGGUGUACUCUGUAUGGAAAAGAUUUGUUAUACGGAGUAGUCUCAACCCCCUCCCUCCCCAACAAAUACAUACCUGGGCUGAUUCCAACCCCACCAAAACCAACCCCACUUCUAGUUCUUAAGCAAAAGCAAAAGCUCCCCCUCCCCGUCCCCCUUCUCAUCCAUCCGCCCUUCUCUUUACCAACGAACAUCCUUAUCGUUACUUAUUCAUCAUCUGCAGCCCUUUAAAACCAAAGCAAAGCAAAGAACAAAAUGUCCGCCCCUGCCUUCUUCACCGCUCUCUCCUCCGCCCAGUCCGGCGCCCAGUUCACCCCCGCCGUGCAAAAGGCCUCCCAGGGUAUCGACGUUGAUGCCCUCAAGGCUGCCGUCGAGGCUGUUCUUGCUGGUGGCGACGAUGCCACCGUUGCGGAUGCAAGCCAGGCUGCUGCGUUGAAGGCCGGAUUCGUGUUUGCGACUGAGUUGGUGAAGAUGUUGAACUCGGAGCCUGGCAAUGACGAUAAGUUGAAGCUAUAUGCUUUCUUCAAGAAGUCUAGGAAUGAGACUCCCGCUCAGCCUUCUUUCUAUCAGAUUGAGAGCAAGUACAAGUAUAACGCGUGGAAGGAGAUCGAGCACAUCAGCGAGCAGAGGGCUCAGGCUCAAUAUAUCAAAAAGGUCAACGACCUCAUCGAGUCCAUCGGUACCCAGUAAGAAAGGAUACGGAUAUAUGGCAUGAUAAACAGAGGCUUUUUGGUUACGGGAGGAUAUCUGAUAUGAUAUGAAUAUCGAAUAUGAGU
Molecule: messenger RNA, 945 nt
Organism: Aspergillus ochraceoroseus IBT 24754
Lineage: Eukaryota; Fungi; Ascomycota; Eurotiomycetes; Eurotiales; Aspergillaceae
Exons: 3
Coding region: 425-859 (144 amino acids)
Biological process (GO): fatty acid metabolic process
Molecular function (GO): long-chain fatty acyl-CoA binding
Source: RefSeq, a predicted model, not a curated record